This is a messenger RNA of Saccharomyces mikatae IFO 1815, 2838 nucleotides long. RefSeq names its product DNA ligase (ATP) DNL4 (gene DNL4). Gene Ontology annotation, cellular component: DNA ligase IV complex. Gene Ontology annotation, molecular function: DNA ligase (ATP) activity; DNA binding; ATP binding. Gene Ontology annotation, biological process: nucleotide-excision repair, DNA gap filling; DNA recombination; double-strand break repair via nonhomologous end joining. Bases 1 to 2838 code for a protein of 945 amino acids. The transcript has a single exon. The record is from RefSeq and is a predicted model, not a curated record. Lineage: Eukaryota; Fungi; Ascomycota; Saccharomycetes; Saccharomycetales; Saccharomycetaceae.
AUGGUAUCAACACUAGAUUCCGUACCUGAACCCCAAAAUUUUGCACCUAGUCCAGAUUUUAAAUGGCUUUGUGAGGAGCUAUUUUCGAAAAUUGAUGAAGUUCAGGUUAAAGGAACCAUUGGAACCGGUAAAUCAAGAUCGUUCAAGUAUUACGAAGUAUUAUCGAAUUUUGUUGAAAUGUGGAGGAAAACAGUGGGAAACAAUAUAUAUCCAGCAUUAAUCCUUGCCCUUCCCUAUCGCGAUAGACGAAUUUAUAAUAUCAAGGAUUACGUACUCAUAAGAACUAUAUGCUCUUACUUGAAGUUGCCCAAAAAUUCUGCAACAGAGGGAAGACUGAAAGAUUGGAAACAGCGUGUAGGUAAAGGCAAAAAUCUUUCUUCCCUUCUCGUGGAAGAAAUUGCCAAAAGAAGGAGUGAACCAAAUGGAAAAGCGAUUACAAUUGAUGGUAUCAAUAGCACUCUAGAUGAAUUAAGUAAAGAUAGGAGCACUUCUGGAAGAGGAUUCAAAAACCUUGUCAAGUCAAGUCCUUUUCUACACUGCUUGGAAAGUAUGAGCUUUGUUGAGUUAAAAUAUUUCUUUGAUAUUUUGCUCAAAAGUAGAGUGAUAGGGGGUCAGGAGCACAAAUUUCUAAGCUGUUGGCAUCCUGAUGCCCAAGACUAUCUUAGUGUGGUAUCUGAUUUGAAAGUAGUAGCUUCAAAACUUUAUGACCCAAGAGUUCGUCUAAAAAAUGACGAUUUAACCAUAAAGGUUGGCUUUGCAUUCGCACCUCAAUUAGCCAAGAAAGUGAAUCUUCCAUAUGAGAAAAUAUGCCGUGCAUUACACAACGAUUUUUUAGUGGAAGAAAAAAUGGAUGGCGAACGAAUUCAAGUUCAUUAUAUGAAUUAUGGAAAAUCCGUACGAUUUUAUAGUAGACGAGGAAUCGACUAUACUUAUUUGUAUGGAGCAAGUUUGUCAUCAGGAACUAUUUCACAUCAUUUAGACUUUACAGAUAAUGUUAGAGAAUGCGUUUUGGAUGGUGAAAUGGUUACUUUUGAUGCAAGGAGAAAAGUAAUUCUCCCAUUCGGUCUUGUUAAAGGAAGUGCAAAAGAUGCGUUGUCUUUUAAUAGUAUAAACAACGUUGAUUUCCACCCCCUAUAUGUGGUGUUUGAUCUCUUAUACCUUAAUGGUACUUCUUUGACGCCGUUGCCUCUUCAUCAAAGAAAGGAAUACUUAGAGAGCAUCUUGACACCUGUGAAAAAUGUUGUAGAGAUGGUACGCACUUCUAGAUGUUAUAAUGUAGAGUCAAUAAAAAAAUCUUUGGAAGUUGCCAUCUCAUUGGGUUCGGAAGGAGUUGUUCUAAAGUAUUACAAUUCGAGUUAUAAUGUUGCCAGCCGAAACAACAACUGGAUCAAGGUGAAACCUGAGUAUUUAGAAGAAUUUGGAGAGAAUUUGGAUUUAGUAAUAAUAGGCAGGGACCCUGGUAAAAAAGAUUCCUUUAUGUUAGGACUACUACUCCUAAAUGAAAAAGAAAUGGAUAAAAGGGAUCAGGAAGUUUCGUCUGGAAUCGCAAACAAUUCAAAAAAUGAAAACAUACUAUACUCACAAAAGAAAGUAAAAAAAAUCCUUUCAUUUUGUUCUGUUGCCAACGGUAUAUCUCAAGAAGAAUUUAAAGAAAUUGAUCGUAAAACUAGAGGAUGCUGGAAAAAAACGUCCGAAGUCGCUCCUCCUGCUUCCAUUUUUGAGUUUGGCUCCAAAAUACCUGCCGAGUGGAUUGAACCUAAUGAAUCCAUUGUUCUAGAAAUAAAAUCGCGCUCUUUAGAUAACACGGAAACUAAUAUGCAGAAGUAUGCUACCAGUUGUACUUUGUACGGUGGCUAUUGUAAAAGAAUACGAUUUGAUAAAGACUGGACAGAUUGUUUUACACUUAAUGAAUUAUAUGACAGUAGGUCGGCCAGAUUUAAUCCUAGCUACCAAGCUGAAAAAUCUCAUCUUAAACUAGUACGCAAAAAGAGAAGGGAAGUACUAACUUCGAACACUUUUGACCAGAAAACGGAACAAAUCCCAACUUCAAUUAUAUUUGCUGGAUUAUAUUUUUAUGUUCUCUCUGACUACGUUACCAAUGCAUCUGAGGUACGAAUCACACGAGGGGAGCUUGAAAAUGCUAUUGUGAGACAUGGUGGUAGACUGAUAUAUAAUAUAAUUUUGAAACGUCAUUACAUUGGUGACGUUCGUCUAAUUAGCUGUAAAAAUACUACAGAAUGUAGAGCUUUAAUAAAUCGAGGAUACGAUAUACUGCACCCCAGUUGGGUGAUUGAUUGCGUAGCAUAUAAGAAGCUCAUUCCGAUUGAACCGUGCUAUUGUUUUAACGUUUCUCAAAAAAUGAGAGCAGUUGCCGAAAAAAGGGUGGAUUGCUUAGGUGAUAGUUUUGAGAAUGAUAUUUCGGAAACUAAACUGUCGUUAUUGUAUAAAUCACAGCAUAAUCUACCACCGCCAGAGGAAGUCGAGAGAGAUGCUGAGGUCCAGGUUUUUCCAUUGUUUCUGUUUUCCAAUAGAAUAGUAUACAUACCUCCCAGAAAAAUUGGUAUGAAAUAUGAGAAGACUUUAGAAAUGAAGAUUAGAUUGUUUGGUGGCAAAAUAACAGAUCGACAGUCUCUUUGUAACUUAGUCAUCAUACCAUAUGGCGAUCCUACUUGGAGGAAAGAUUGCAUAAAGGAGGUAAACGAACAAAUUAAAGAGCAAGUAAAGGCUCUUGACACUAUACCUAAAAUACCUAGGAUCGUUGCUCCUGAAUGGGUAGAUCAUUCUAUAUAUGGAAACUGUCAAGUUCCGGAAGAGGAUUUCCCCGUAGUCACCUAUUGA